AUGGGAAAAAUAUGGAUGUUGUUUAUACACUCAUUGUUUCAGUUGUUUAUUAUUUCUGAAAGUUCACGUGUUCCUAUUUAUCAAGGAGAUAUAUUACCUCACCAUGGUCGUUGUGAACCAAUUACUAUUCAAUAUUGCCAACAGAUAAGGUAUAAUGAGACUAUUUUCCCAAACUUAAUUGAUCACGUUAAACAAGAAGAUGCUGGAUCUGAAGUUUACAGUAUUUUUACUCCACUUAUAAAAAAUAAUUGUUCACCAGAUUUAAAAGCAUUCCUAUGUUCAGUGUAUGCUCCUGUAUGCACCAUAUUGGAUACACCAAUACCUCCAUGUCGUCAUUUAUGCGAAAUAGUUCAACUUGAUUGCAAUGAACGCGUAAAACAUUUUGGAUUUCAGUGGCCUGACCAUUUAAACUGUUCAAAGUUUCCAGUUAAGACUGAUGAAAGUGUUAUGUGUUUUGGUAAUAAUAAUGUUUCUCAAGCAUCUCGUAACUCACAAGAACGAAGGCUUCCAAAAGUUGAAUAUAAAUCUAGCAUUGACAGAGACCCAGCUAAAUUACAUGGAGCUAAAAAUUUUGGGUUUGUUUGCCCUGUACAAUUUAAAAUACCUAAAAAUUUUGACUUGGAAUAUUCACUUAAAGUUGGAGAUAAAGUUGAGCAUGAUUGUGGGGCACCCUGUAAUGGAAUGUUUUUCAGCAAGGAUGAAAAGAACUUUGCUAGACUAUGGAUUGGUGUUUGGGCAACACUAUGUGCAUCCAGUUGCCUUUUUACAGUACUCACAUUUUUAAUUGACACUGAUAGAUUUAGAUACCCAGAAAGACCAAUAAUAUUUCUGUCUGUAUGUUACUUAAUGGUAGCCACUGCAUAUAUUAUUGGAUGGGGGGCUGGAGACAGUGUCAGUUGUCAAGGUCCAUUUUCAAUGACUGUGAGUGGAACAAAAUUACCAAAUAUCUUGGUUAUAACUCAAGGAACUAAACAUGAACCAUGCACAAUUCUGUUUAUGAUUCUAUAUUUCUUUAGUAUGGCAUCAAGUAUUUGGUGGGUUAUAUUAACACUAACAUGGUUCUUGGCAGCUGGUCUUAAAUGGGGCCAUGAAGCAAUUGAAGCUAACUCUCAAUAUUUUCACUUAGCAGCUUGGGCAGUCCCUGCAGUUAAAACUAUAUCAAUAUUGGCCAUGGGUAAUGUUGAUGGGGAUGUCUUAUCAGGAGUAUGCUAUGUUGGAUUAUGGGAUGCUGAAGCUCUUAGAGGAUUCGUUUUGGUCCCUCUAUGUGCUUAUUUAGUAUUGGGAACCAUAUUUCUACUUGCAGGAUUUGUUUCUUUGUUCAGGAUAAGAACUGUCAUGAAACAUGAUGGAACAAAAACAGAUAAGCUUGAGAAGCUUAUGAUUCGAAUAGGCAUCUUUGGUGUACUGUACACAGUGCCAGCUCUUAUUGUUAUAGCAUGCUUGUUCUACGAACAGGCUCAUUUUGAUUCAUGGAUGAUAACUUGGCAUCGUGAUAUGUGCUCCUCUCCAAAAUACUCAAUUCCUUGCCCAUUCACAAAGCAGGAAGCAGACAGACCAAAAUUUGAAAUGUUUAUCAUAAAAUAUCUAAUGACAAUGAUUGUUGGGAUAACAUCUAGUUUUUGGAUCUGGUCAAGCAAAACAAUAGUAACAUGGCGCCAAUUUUUUGACAAAGUUAAGGGAAGGCGUGUUGAAGCAUAUGUAUGA
Messenger RNA from Pieris macdunnoughi, 1704 nucleotides. Lineage: Eukaryota; Metazoa; Arthropoda; Insecta; Lepidoptera; Pieridae. The record is from the annotation of a GenBank genome assembly.